Messenger RNA from Exophiala mesophila, 2005 nucleotides. RefSeq lists its product as uncharacterized. The transcript has a single exon. Bases 207 to 1835 code for a protein of 542 amino acids. The record is from RefSeq and is a predicted model, not a curated record. Gene Ontology annotation, biological process: transmembrane transport. Gene Ontology annotation, molecular function: transmembrane transporter activity. Lineage: Eukaryota; Fungi; Ascomycota; Eurotiomycetes; Chaetothyriales; Herpotrichiellaceae.
GCCAAUCUAUGGGUCGUUCUUCACAAGAACAUUCCCUCAAUACCGAUAUUUUCAUCCUAUCAAUUUGCUGUUCUUUUUGGUCAAUUCUGAAUAUCGACGCUGGCCCCUUUUCUCUUCCGUCCACGGCAGCUGUUCGAAUCUGCUUCCGCGAAUAUUCGUAAUCAUGAGCAGAGUCUGACCAAUUUUGCGACGCUUGAGGGAAUGUCAUGGCUGUCUCUACACAGGAGAGCGACGCUGUACCGGUUCCUAUUCAUUAUGAGGACACCGAUGCAGACGGCGUUGAGCAUCGUUAUCUGACGUUCGAUACGGAUAUACCGCUCACUCCAAUCCUGCCCCCGACACUUCAAAGGGCGGACUUACCACCAUGCCCAAAACUUCACGAUUACGGUGAUCCAUUUGCGUGGUCUCUCACUCGCAAGAGGCUGUUGACCUACUUGUCCUGCUCAGUCAACAUUGUUGCAGCUUACUCGGCAGGGUCAUAUGCAUCUCCGGCUGAAGAGCUUAUGAGGCUGUGGAAUGUGUCGAACGUCGCCUACAACGUCGGAAUCACGAUUUUUACUCUUGGCUUCGGUAUUGCACCCAUGGUUCUUGCGCCCUUCUCAGAGAUCAAUGGAAGGAGACCCGUCUUUAUCGUGACAGGAAUAUUGUUCGUUAUCUGUCAGCUAUGUUGUGCCCUCACUCAAUCUUAUGGAGGCAUGUUGGCGGCUCGUUUCUUCCUUGGCGUUGGUGGCUCAACCUUUUCGACCAUGGUAGGGGGCAUCCUCGCCGAUGUUUGGAUCACUGCAGAUCGAAACACACCCAUGGUCCUGUUCACAGGAGCAACCCUCUUCGGCACCGGUCUAGGGCCUCUAGUCUCAGGAGUGGUCGCUCAACGAUUAUCGUGGCGCUGGGUGUGGUACAUCCAAGUGAUUACCAGUGGAGUCCUCGUUUCCCUUGUCAUUAUCUUCUUCAAAGAAACCCGGGGCAGCAUCAUCCUCAGUCGAAAGGCCAGACUUCUCAACAGGUGGUACGCUGCCCUUGAAGAAGCUGGUGCCCUCGGUAUGGUUGCCCUCGGUAUGGAGGACUGCACGACCCAGGACAAGUCGCAACCAUCGAACCCUCGUCGCAUUCGCUGGAAAGUAAAAGCUGAUGAAGACCGCGCAUCAUUGGCUCGCAUGAUUGCCACCUCCCUUUACCGCCCCAUCCACAUGUUAUUCACCGAACCUGUUGUUUUCUGGUUCAGCCUCUGGAUCGGCUUUUCCUGGGCUGUGUUAUAUCUGCAGUUCGGAUCCGUUCCCCUCGUGUACCGAGUCAAUCACGGCUUCAGCCUAGAACAAACCGGCUUCGUCUUCGCGUGUAUGUGUGUUGCGGCGAUCUUGUCAACGAUCCUGAGCAUUGUUCAAGAGAAGUGGGCUGUCAAGCACUAUCCAGUCAAAAUCAAUGGUAGUCCCGAAGGGCGUCUGCUAUUCACCUGUGUUGAAUCUGCACUGAUGCCCAUUGGUAUCUUCUGGUUCGGUUGGACCUGUGUCUCGUCGAUUCAUUGGAUUGUUCCAACUAUCGGCAUCGGCAUUGCAACCAUGGGCAUCUUCAGCAUUUUCCUCGCGACUUUCAACUACACGGCUGACGUCUACCAUGUUUACGCCAGCUCAGCCCUUGCGGCUUCGGGAUUGUGUCGUAAUUUGCUCGGCGGUGCCUUUCCCCUCGUCACAGUGCAGAUGUUUGAGGGAAUGGGAUUCCAGGCGGCAAGCAGCACCUUAGGGGCGAUUGGGGCGGCUCUGACACUGGUCCCCUGGAUUCUGGCAUUUUACGGGCCAAGGAUCAGGGCUAGGAGCAAGAUUGCCAGCUCAUUUGUUUAGCACUUUGCCUUGACAUAUUCCUGUCAUCCCUGCAAUCUGAGGCCUUGAGCGACAUUGCGAAAUAGAUAUGGCGUUUGGAGCAUGUCAUUGGUCUUGGAGCAUGUUGAAAAAUGUACAGACCCUGCAUAUAGCAAAAGUAUCUACUAUUACAGUUCAUCAAUGUGGAAUGG